GGCAGCGGCAGCGGAGGAGCAGCCAGCCGGACCGGAAGGGUCGAAGCGCCCCGGCGCCCCUCACACCCACUGCGGCGGCGACGGGGCGGAGCGGGGCGGGGCGGCCGAACCCCGGGCAGCGGAGCCGGGAGCGGCCAGCCUGCAGUGCCGCCAGUCCGCCCGCCCGCUCUCUCCCCGUGGCGCGGCGGCGGGGAGGCGAGGACUGUGACAACAAUACCAGCUCCUUGGAAUAUUUUAUGACACUACAUCAUGAGUGACAGUAAAUGUGGAUAGUCAGUUUUACAGUGUGCAAGUAGCAGACUCAACUUUCACCGUCCUAAAACGUUACCAACAGUUGAAACCAAUUGGCUCUGGAGCCCAAGGAAUUGUUUGUGCCGCUUUGAUACAGUUCUUGGGAUAAAUGUUGCAGUCAAGAAACUAAGUCGUCCUUUUCAGAAUCAAACUCAUUGCAAAGAGAGCUUAUCGUGAACUCGUACUCCUAAAAUGUGUCAAUCAUAAAAAUAUAAUUAGUUUGUUAAAUGUGUUUACACCACAAAAAACUCUAGAGGAAUUUCAAGAUGUGUAUCUGGUUAUGGAAUUAAUGGAUGCUAACUUAUGUCAGGUUAUUCAUAUGGAGUUGGAUCAUGAAAGAAUGUCCUACCUUCUUUACCAGAUGCUCUGUGGUAUUAAACACCUGCAUUCAGCUGGUAUCAUUCAUAGAGACUUGAAGCCUAGCAACAUCGUGGUAAAAUCAGACUGCACUCUUAAGAUCCUUGACUUUGGCCUGGCCCGGACAGCAUGCACCAACUUUAUGAUGACCCCCUAUGUGGUAACUCGGUAUUAUCGGGCCCCGGAAGUUAUCCUGGGCAUGGGCUACAAAGAGAACGUUGAUAUCUGGUCAGUGGGUUGCAUCAUGGGAGAGCUGGUGAAAGGUUGUGUGAUAUUCCAAGGCACUGACCAUAUUGAUCAGUGGAAUAAAGUCAUUGAGCAGCUAGGAACACCAUCUGCAGAGUUCAUGAAGAAACUUCAGCCAACUGUGAGGAAUUAUGUAGAAAACAGACCAAAGUAUCCUGGAAUCAAGUUUGAAGAACUCUUUCCAGAUUGGAUAUUUCCGUCAGAAUCUGAGCGGGACAAAAUAAAAACAAGUCAAGCGAGAGAUCUGUUGUCAAAAAUGUUAGUGAUUGAUCCUGACAAGCGGAUCUCUGUAGAUGAAGCCUUGCGUCAUCCAUAUAUUACUGUUUGGUAUGACCCUGCUGAAGCAGAAGCACCACCACCUCAAAUUUACGAUGCCCAGUUGGAAGAACGAGAACAUGCAAUUGAAGAGUGGAAAGAGCUAAUUUACAAAGAAGUAAUGGAUUGGGAAGAAAGAAGCAAGAAUGGCGUUGUAAAAGAUCAGCCUUCAGCACAGAUGCAGCAGUAAGUAGCAACGCCACUCCUUCUCAGUCGUCAUCAAUCAAUGACAUUUCAUCCAUGUCCACUGAGCAGACCCUGGCCUCAGACACAGACAGCAGUCUCGAUGCCUCAACGGGACCCCUUGAAGGUUGUCGAUGAUACCUUGGAAACAGAAAACUGUCAUCAGUGAAGGAAUGCUCACCUCCAUGCUCCCAAAAUGUGUGGAAGUUGAUGGAACCAAAUAGAAAACUCCAUGUUCUGCAUGUAAGAAACACGAUGCCUUGCCCCUACUCAGUUCUCAUAGGAUUGCCUGUUUAGAUUAUAAAAUGAAGCAGAUUAUGUCUGAAGAAAAAAGUGCAAGCCACACUUUUAGAGAUUUUGUUCAAGAUCAUUUCAGGUGAGCAAUUAAAAUAGAUGACUUCUUCACAAGUUGUGUGGUAAUAGUGGUGACAAUUUCCCAUCAUCCGUAACUGUUGGGACUUAAUGCAUGUGACCACAAAUGCUUGCUUGGACUUGCCCAUCUAGCACUUUGGAGAUCAGUAUUUAAAUGCCAAAUAAUCUUCCAGGUAGUGCUGCUUCUAGAAUGACCUCUUAAUCCUCUUAAGUAAUGUGGCAUUUGUCCAGAAAAAAAGAUUUAUGUAUAAUUAAUUGGCCACCAUCAUAUUAUCAUAUCUUAUCCUCUUUUAUGAUAUGAUUUAUUCUAUCUUUUGUAUUUCAGAAGAAAUAUAAUUAAAUCUAUUUAAUAAAUAAAAGUUUAGCUUUUCUUAAAUUUGUGAUGUUUUUGGCUGAGAAUUAUCACUGCUAAAACCAAGACAUUUAUACAGACACUGUUUCCUCUAAAAUUGUCUAGUGUGGGAUGAUUCAGCUUUACUGCAUGAUAAAAUUUUCAGUUUUAUGUGGCUUAAGACAUAUAUAUAUAUAUAUAUACCUUCAAAAUACUGUCUACAUUCUCUUUUUUUCUUGGUCUUCUGAACUUCUUAUAACCUUAAUUUCACCUUCUUUGUCAGACACCUAACACUCUCUCUCAGUAAUAUGCUGGCAAAUAGAUUCCUGAAUCCAGUGUUAGAGUAGAACUUUACAAAAUUGUCUCUCAAGAUCCGCCAUUUACAAAUGCUUCCUUUUCUAGAGCCUGGCCUGGGUCUUCUGCUUACUCCCCCUCAUUUGAGGUGAGAUACAAGGUGAUCUCACAAGACAGUGUGUCCUUUUGCCAACACCACAUUAUAACUCAGUUCUCUUUCUCCCUGAAAGAAGCCAGGCCAAGCCCCCAUGGUAUGUGGUAGGCCAAGCUGACUCAGAAUGCCUGUUUGCUGCUGUUUUCCAUUUUGUGGAAGCAUUUCCUUUUCCUAAGGGAAAGCCAUGAAUGUUCUGGGGAAAUUCUUCAGAGGGAUAUGGAGGAAAAACCCUAGAGAGUAGUGAUUCACUCUUCAACAUUUUCUGCUCACCUAAACUGCUCACCUGAAAUUGAUACUUUCAGACUUCCUGAUGUGUAAAUUUUUCAAAAUUAAUUAAGAUACUGAGUAUUUGUGUGUCAUGCAGAAAUGGAGUUCCAGUGGUCACAUUUCGGCUACCUGUGUUCGGAAUGUUUUCUCCCCUUGAGCUUACUUUGUUACCAGUUCAUAUCUUAUGUUCAAUUAUUUUGAAAGCUAUUUGGUCAGCAUUCUAUAGACUGUGUUCUAAGGAGGAACUUUGAUAAGAAAGUUUAUCAUAAGUAUUAUCUGGAAUGUCUGAAAUAUGUGAUUCUCUCUGUACCAAUUGUAUCAUAAUGGUUGGUCUUAUUACUGGAAACUGGAACCCUUGAUGAACAAAAUUAAUCUUAAAAUAAGAAAUAGUUUUAUAUCAUGCCAUUUGGACACUUUCAAGUACAAAGUGGAAGUGGUAACUUUAUUGGAGACAGAAACAACUAUUACAUGGCUUAGGAUUACUUUAGUCCUGGAAGGCUGAUGUUAUAGUUAAGAAAGUUGUCACUAUACAUACAUAAACAUCUUAUAAUGGCCUUCUCACUAAUACACAUUAUUUUAAGCCUUCACUAAAUCUAUUUUUAAAAGGAAAAGCAAUGGGGAGUAUUGUAAACUGUGUUAUCUGCCCUACGCUCUAUAAAUGCAGCAUCCUGAUGAUGAGGGCUCGUCCAGGUCCCACUUACGAGGAGACAUCUAUAAGUGGACGAGGUGCAGAGUGGCUUUCUGCAAACCUAUUCUCUCUGUGUGUCCUGUGAGCCUAUUGUCACAGAUGGUGCCCGUGCUACUGUGGAAGGUCCUGUCAGGUAGGCAAGUGCACUUGGGAUUGUCUGCAGAGCUCCACAGAAAUACCUCACCCUAGUUUCAGGGUCCUUCCUCCUGAGCCUACAUUUGCCAGGGUCCUGAGGCAAUCAGAUGGUUUCAAGCUGACCUCUGUGGAUAAACGCGGAUGUUGGAUAAAGAACUGAAAAAUGUGCUCACCUUUUUCAUCUUUUCUAUUUUAUUUUUGUAAUUUAUAUUGUACACACCCUGGAAGUAACUAUUUUGGACAAAUAUUUUUAUAAACCAGGUAAUUGAUGAUUAUCUGGAAUUUGAACUAGAUUUGUUUCUUUUGUGGCUUAGUUUUGGUCAAAAAAGAAAUGACCGUCUCCCCUAUGUGCGGGUCUCAAUUUCAAGCUCAGGUUCUAGAGUCCUGUCAGGAUAGGAGAGCAGUCUAGGAACACUGGCUGCACGGUCCAACAGUCAUGGCCUGCAGAUGGAGCCAGCUCUGCUCUUAUCUUUGGAACACAAAACUCAGAGCCCCUGUUCUGAAGGAGAAAUCCCUGAGAGCCCCUUGCUGGUACCAGGGUCCAGAUGAGAAACACUGAAUGGGACACUGGUUGACCGAACUGAAUGCUGUGUACGUCAUGAUAACAGUGUUUGAGUUCAUCUGGUUGAUUUCUGGUGACACACCUUUGGUAUUUCAUACUGGUAGUAAAUAUCUCAAAAGUAACAUUGCCUAAUGUUUUAUAAUAAAAGAUAUGUGUGUUUGAUGGUAAAAUAUAAUACAGACUACAUUUGAAAAGAGAAAUGUAUAGCAUGUCCAAUUUUUGUGUGUUUUUAGUAGCAAUUGACUGUAUCUUUCUACAUCACCAUCUCUGAUUACAGACUUAACAUGAAUGUGAGUAGAUAUUGGAGUGCUAUGA
Molecule: messenger RNA, 4510 nt
Organism: Castor canadensis (American beaver)
Lineage: Eukaryota; Metazoa; Chordata; Mammalia; Rodentia; Castoridae
Gene: Mapk9
Product: mitogen-activated protein kinase 9
Biological process (GO): protein phosphorylation
Molecular function (GO): ATP binding; MAP kinase activity
Source: RefSeq, a predicted model, not a curated record